Messenger RNA from Oreochromis aureus, 1632 nucleotides. Its product is annotated as programmed cell death 1 ligand 1-like. The coding region runs from base 154 to 657 and encodes 167 amino acids. NCBI's taxonomy places the organism in Eukaryota, Metazoa, Chordata, Actinopteri, Cichliformes, Cichlidae. The record is from RefSeq and is a predicted model, not a curated record. The transcript is spliced from 3 exons.
CUGAUUUUCCACUGCACACACACCCUCAACCUCAAAUCAAACAAAGACUGUUUAAAGCAGUUACCUGAUAUCUACAGUUUCAGAUUUUGUUCCUGAAAACAUCAGCAUCCUUGGAUUUUUAACAGCUGGAGUUUGAACUGGAUAAAGGAGAAAAUGACUGCAGUGAGUUCGUCGCUCUGCUGUACUCUGCUGCUUUUUGUCUGUGUGUUUGCAGAUCAGAAAAUCAUCACAGCUGAGUCUGGACAGAACGUCAUGCUGCCGUGUCGAGCUCCAAAUGAGAACAAAAACAACACAGUAGUAGAGUGGAGCAGACCUGAUCUAAAUCAAACAUAUGUCCUUUUGCACCGGGGUGAGCACUUUGAUCCAGCAAGCCAGCAUCCAUCUUUUAAGAACCGGGUGGAGCUGCAGGACAGACAGAUGAAGGAUGGAGACGUGUCUGUGAUUCUGAAGGAUGUGACAACUGCUGAUAGUGGAACAUACGAGUGUCGCAUCAGGAAGAGAGGCAGAGGUAUUCUCAAAGGUGACCCCAACAGCAUCAUCACCCUGAUUGUUGUUGAUCCUCCAGGAAGCGUCAGCAUGGGAGAGAAGAUAACUGCACCAUUUAGACUCAUCAUCACUCUGUCAGUUUUUGCUGUGCUUCUUGUUGGUGGGUUUUGACCUACAGAAACAUGAAGACAAACAGACUCACCUGAAACAGCCUGUCUGAAAUUUCUCUGAUGUUUUUGUUUCUUUGUUGUUGUUGUUGUUUUUUUAACACUAUGAAUGUCCAGCUUAACGUUCAUUACUCUGUGUUUUGUGACAAACUUUAAGGUAACCUGUAUGUCACAUUUUGUUUUUACUGAGUACUAAGAACAACAGUUAAUCAAACUGAAUAAUGCUGUGAGAAGUAUUGUUUUUAUCCGAAUGUUUUAUCUGACAUUUGCUUUGUUCUGAAGGCCUGGGCCUGGUUUCAUCCUGAUAAAAAAUAUUUUUUCUUUUUUUGUUUGUUUUUGUUAUUUCUUCAUUGAUCUUGUAAUCCUGCUGACUUCUGUCCUACUUGUUCAAAAAAGAAGCUGGAUAGGAUCACACUGAACCACUAACAGCAUCUGGAUAGUGUAGUGGUAAGACUACACACCUUUGGAGUGGGAGUCACAAGUUCGAUUCCCACCCGGUAUCCAGUAAGGGUCCUGGAUAGACCCCCCGUGCUAAAACCAAGCCCUGUGGCGCGGCUAUGUCUGCAGCCUGUCCGCAGCUCGGACAGAAGAAUUUCACUGCAUGUUGUACUCUGUAUAAUUGUGUAUGUGACAAAUAAAGGUUGUUGUUUGUAACAGACAGCAGGGGUGUCAAAGACGAGUCCUCCGGGCCAGGAUAGACUCCAAUGCCGUCUGCUGGACAGCUUUGGAAAAUAUGAAUGAUGGUAGAAUUUUUUGACUUAACUCUAUUUUCCAAAGUCUAAGGAGCUUGGAAAGAAAAGCGUCUGGACUUCUUUAAGUUGCUUGAAGACGUUUCACCUCUCAUCCGAGAGGCUUCUUCAGUCUCAGGGUGGAGAGUCCCAGAUCUAUUUGCAAAACUUUUACAGUUAGAAAGAGGUCCCGCAUUGCCAUUCAUACAACACCAAAAUAGUUAAGAAAUAAAUAAUGACAUCACAGAACA